AUGGGAAGCAAAGUCAGCUCCAAAAUGGCUACUCCGGCCGCCAGAGUUAUUCAGGCUGUGCGGCCACAUGCACCCAUGAUUAAGUUUCCGAGCAGGCAAGACAUGCCUAAACCAAAUGCCCAAGAAGCAUUGAAAACAUUACUAGUCAAUGUCUCACAAGCCAACAACCCCAGCUCAGCGCCACCACAAAUAUCAGCGAGUCGUGUAACUUUGCCGCCCAUCCCGGGCACACCUGACACUUUGGCAUCUAUUCAGUUAGUCCCUGCAAGGUACCGCCGGAGACCGCUGGUGAUAGAGGAGAUGGAAUACAUUCAGCGUGGCGGACCAGAGUGA
Molecule: messenger RNA, 333 nt
Organism: Nerophis lumbriciformis (worm pipefish)
Lineage: Eukaryota; Metazoa; Chordata; Actinopteri; Syngnathiformes; Syngnathidae
Source: RefSeq, a predicted model, not a curated record